ACGCUCAAAGAGCAGAAGAGAUCUCGAAACGGUCCCGGUUUCGGCGACAGCUGGAUUAAAAAAAGCGGAGCAAAACUCAUUAUUCCAACGCUCUACACUCCCAUUUGUCGCAGCUGUUUACAUUAAUCAAGACAGUGGAACUAUUUCGCUGUUGCAGCACGCUCUAACAAAGAGCGUGCCUAUGAAGAGCAAUAAGUUGUGGCUGCUGUGACGACGUUUUGUGGUGACGGAGGGCGGAUUAGUCAUUAACGGAUAGAAAUUAGAACUUGCACAAACGUGCAUAAAGCGAAUCACCACCACUACCAUUUCGCUCGCACUUGUUGUUAUCGGGUAUAACACAUUCGAAGACCGUGGAACCAAAAUGUCCAACCUCUACCUGCUCCCGAUAUCCGUCUUUCUGUUGUUCAACUUUACUUUCAUCGGCACCUAUAUAGCGGCGGUGCUCCAGGGUCACGUAGUACCGACGGUUCCGUACAUUAGCGAUGCUGCGACAUACUCGCCGGAAAGCUGCGUAUUCGGUCAACUCAUUUCAAUCGGCUGUGUAUUGCUGGGCAUCACGAUUUACGUGCGGUACCGCCAGAUACAGGAAAUCUCGUAUCGGCACAGCGACGUGCGACAGGCGAUCGGUCGCUACAGUGUGGUCGCAUUCUGGAUCGGUAUCGGGUCCUGCUUUGGCAUCAGCAUUGUCGGUAACUUCCAGGAAACGAACGUCCGCAUCGCCCACUACGUCGGCGCGUUUCUUGCGUUUGGAUUUGGCACGGUUUACUUUUGGAUACAGUCGUACCUGUCCUACUACAUCCAGCCGUACAUGGGUACGAUGCAGAAGGCGAACCUGCGCUUGUUGCUGUCAGUCGUGUGCACCAUCUUCUUCAUGAUCGUUUCGAUCACCGGCGUCAUCUCGCACAUCCUGUUUCAGGGCACGGACCCACGCAAAUGGUACCCGUCGGACGGUGGCUGGGAGUAUCAUGUGGCCAGCUCCAUCUCCGAGUGGAUCGUCGCGACCACCUUCUGCUUCUACGUACUGACAUUCACCGAUGAGUUCCGGGCUAUGCGCUUCGACCAUCCACCGCUUAUUUUUCUAGAAAUCGAUACGACUCGCAUGUACGAACCGGUCAUCAACGAGGCAGCGACCAGUUAGCUUCCGAUUUCGCCCCACAUACCCUGCUAGCGAGUCGCACCCGCCGUCCAUAGCUCCGCCAGCGAGACGUUCGCCAGCUCAGCGGUCACCGCCGCGCUAUCGGCGACCAUCAGCACUGACCGAUUGUACGAUUGGCGGCUGCAGCGGCAGCUGCCUCCACCGGUGCCGGACUCGUACGGUGAGUUUAGUGAUCUCAACCAGCAGCAGCAACAGCAGCAGCAACAGCAGCCCAGCUCUUCGAUUUAAAUGCACGCUUCAUACCAAGUCAAACGCUAUUUAGUUGAACAUAGGGAGAUCGGAGAAGGGUGUCAGAGUCACGGUUUAGAGUAGGUUUAGAUUUUGUUUACCCUCCCUCAGGCUCUCCGCUAGAAGCAGGUUCCGAUGGGUAACAUACAUUUCCCGUCAACAUUCCUAUUUCCCCCCGUUAUUUGAAUUAUUAUUCUUGAAUUAUUACUGUUCGGCUUCCAUACCCUCCGCUAAGGAAGAAUGGAGGCUUACUUAGGUUAGUAUAGCGUUUGUCGUUGCAAUACCUAAGGCUAGGCUGUGUUCGUAAUCUAGAGUGGGAUGCGGAAAUGAGUUAACAACAGAAGGUUGAAGGAGCGCUCGUUGUAAGGAUUGUACGUUGUAAGGAUUGUACGAAGAGGGAAAGGUAUAGUAAACGCAAACGAUAGAUAAUAAUUUAUUAUUUCUUUCCUACAAAAAAGGGCGAUACGCUCAACGAAAUACAGUUCCUGUGAUUCACAGGAAUCAGAAACAGA
Molecule: messenger RNA, 1896 nt
Organism: Anopheles darlingi
Lineage: Eukaryota; Metazoa; Arthropoda; Insecta; Diptera; Culicidae
Product: DNA damage-regulated autophagy modulator protein 1
Exons: 4
Coding region: 362-1138 (258 amino acids)
Source: RefSeq, a predicted model, not a curated record